AUGGAUAUUAAUCAUAAUGUGUAUUCCAAGAAUUAUAGGGUUUUAUUUCAUAAUAGGUCAGCUCUGAAAAUUGGUGAAAUAGAGAGAUACGUUAUUACUUAUGACUUAUAUCAAGGUGAAACUCUUCCAGAAGAUUUAACACUGGAUUCUCUUUGGGUCAAGGUUAGAAAUAUCGAAGCUCUUUCGUACAGGGCAGCUUACUUGAUGGGUCCAUAUGCAUUAUAUUGCGAUGUUAGAACAGGUGCCUAUCAUCACUCCCAAAUGAUUUAUGCGUCAGUCGAUCGACCACAGUUCACAUCUAACCUUCAAGCUCAACAACAAAAGAUUGCUGAAUUAUCAUUACAUAGAAUUCAAAAAAAAUAUACUUGGACAAUUGAUAUCGUGAGUCAGGUACUUUUCUCUACAAAUACUAAUGUUACAUAUGAAAUUACCAUAAGUAAUUCUGAACGAUAUUUAAGAAUGAAUGACUCAUCUAAUUUAAUUCCAAGUAUGGACUUGUUAUGCUCUAGAAUGAAGGUAUCUAGAAUUACUACAGCUGAUAUUUGGAAAUUACCUUCCCAACUUAUCCCUGCAAAGAAAAAGAAGCAUUUGGUAUUAUUGACUCAUGGAUUGCACUCAAACGUGUCAGCAGAUAUGGAAUACAUUCAGGAACAAAUAUACAAAAUGCAAACUUCAGAAGAUAAGGAGCAAUAUGUUGUUGAUGGGUUCACAAAAAAUGUAUGUGAGACGGAGAAGGGUAUCAAGUACUUAGGUAGGCGUCUUGCGGAGUAUAUCAUCGAAGAAUUGUAUGACAAUUCUGUCUGUAAGAUAUCAUUUAUUGGACAUUCAUUAGGUGGUCUCGUUCAAGCUUUCGCGAUUGUUUAUCUUGGAACAAAAUAUCCUUGGUUCUUUCAAAAUGUCGAACCUAUUAAUUUCAUUACGUUGGCGUCACCUUUAUUGGGUAUUGUCACAGAUAAUCCUGCUUAUAUAAAAAUUUUGUUAUCACUUGGUGUGAUUGGUAAAACAGGACAAGAUCUUGGACUACAAUCAAACGAUCCACAUGAGUUACCACUGUUGUAUUUAUUAUCUGGUGAGCCAUUAGCUAGUCUGUUAUCUAAGUUCCGGAGACGAACAGUUUAUGCGAAUGCCGUUAAUGAUGGUGUAGUACCAUUAUAUUCGGCGUCAUUAUUAUUUCUUGAUUAUGAGGAUACUCUGAUGAGUCUAAACGAGAUUGAAAGCAAGGUUCAAGAAAAUGCCAUGAUUCCACAUAAUAUUUCCACUCUUCAACAAACAAAAUCUUCAUCUUUUGAUAAAUUUUGGAAAAUUUUAAACCCGAAUAACAUGUUUCAAACUUCAGAAGCAAUCCCAAAGGUGUCACUUUUUGACACAGCCUCAUCAAUUUUACUACCUCCAGACCCAGAUAUGACAUAUAUUACAAAGCCAAAUUCUCGAUAUUCAGUAAUUGUGCAUGACAAAUUAUAUUCGAGUAGUGAUAUUCCUCAAGAGGAUAGUACUGGUGAUAUUAAUCUGAUAAAAAGUAACAACGUAUUGCUACAAGCGUUCUCUGUAGGUGAUGAAGAACGUAAAAGAUAUCAAAAAUUAGAAGAAUUAAUUGCCCGUCGCUGGCAUAAAGGAAUGACUUGGAGAAAGGUUGUCGUAGCUUUAAAGCCAGAUGCACAUAAUAACAUAAUUGUUCGUAGAAGAUUCACAAAUGCAUAUGGUUGGCCAGUUAUCGAUCACUUAAUGGAAAACCAUUUCAUAACAGAGGAUUCGGUUGUGCCAAAUCGGGACACAUUCGAUAUCCAGCAAAUUCUAGACGAAAAUGAUUUAUCCUGGAUUUUCAAUAUUAAUGAAAGUAGUAUAUUUGAUCAGGGGCCAGCUGGUAUGAUCUCUACUGUAAAUGAUAUGUUUGAUACAAUAUCAAAAAGAACUUUGGCAAACAUAAGUACUGCUAUCGAAGAGAAUGAAUUAAACCCUGAAGACGAUGUUGUUCGAUACGAAGAAAAAAACACCGACUUAUAUGGGUGA
Maudiozyma barnettii is the source of this 2007-nucleotide messenger RNA. It is a transcript of the gene ROG1, whose product is annotated as putative lipase ROG1. The transcript has a single exon. The record is from RefSeq and is a predicted model, not a curated record. Bases 1 to 2007 code for a protein of 668 amino acids. NCBI's taxonomy places the organism in Eukaryota, Fungi, Ascomycota, Saccharomycetes, Saccharomycetales, Saccharomycetaceae. Gene Ontology annotation, molecular function: monoacylglycerol lipase activity.